This is a messenger RNA of Drosophila busckii, 1844 nucleotides long. It is a transcript of the gene CkIIalpha, whose product is annotated as casein kinase II subunit alpha. Gene Ontology annotation, molecular function: protein serine/threonine kinase activity; ATP binding. Gene Ontology annotation, biological process: protein phosphorylation. The coding region runs from base 455 to 1465 and encodes 336 amino acids. Gene Ontology annotation, cellular component: cytosol; nucleus; protein kinase CK2 complex. The transcript is spliced from 3 exons. NCBI's taxonomy places the organism in Eukaryota, Metazoa, Arthropoda, Insecta, Diptera, Drosophilidae. The record is from RefSeq and is a predicted model, not a curated record.
GUAAGUUAGUGCAGAAGCAGUUGAUCUAGUUCAAAGAACUAUUAAUACGUGAUAUCGGUUCAUCAACGAAAAUAAGGAAAUUUUCACGUCAUCCACGCUGUCUGCCAUAAAGUAUCUCCAUAUUAAAGGUAACGUGCUUGUCGUGGUCUGUCGUCAAUUUGCGUUAAGUUGCAAAUUACGUCCGCCGCGUUUGGGGACAUUCUUUGGUUUGGGCCGCAAGAACUCUGGAAAAGGCCGAAGCUCCAGCUCAAGACAUUCUUUUGCAACGUCAAGUGGGUCCCAUAAGGGACCACAGUGCAAUCCACAAAAGCUAAUUUAUAGCCAUCCUAUUCAUCUCAGCCAAUUUUACAAUUUCAACCUUGCUGUGUGGGCGCAUCCCAGUACUACAGAAUCAUCAACUGAUCAGAAAAGUAUAUCGGGUGAGGAUCAGACGGUGGACAAAAAUUCAAAAAAGAUGACACUUCCAAGCGCCGCCCGUGUUUAUACAGACGUGAACGCUCACAAACCAGACGAGUACUGGGAUUAUGAGAAUUAUGUGGUCGAUUGGGGCAACCAGGAUGACUAUCAGUUGGUUCGCAAACUAGGCCGUGGGAAGUACUCUGAAGUGUUUGAGGCCAUCAACAUAACAACCACUGAAAAGUGUGUUGUUAAAAUACUAAAGCCAGUUAAAAAAAAGAAGAUUAAGCGCGAAAUCAAAAUCUUGGAAAACUUACGAGGUGGUACCAACAUAAUAACCCUGUUAGCUGUUGUCAAGGACCCUGUGUCCCGUACACCAGCACUGAUUUUCGAGCACGUUAAUAAUACAGACUUUAAGCAACUGUACCAAACAUUAACAGAUUAUGAAAUUCGAUAUUAUCUGUUUGAACUGCUCAAGGCGCUUGAUUAUUGUCAUAGCAUGGGCAUAAUGCAUCGUGAUGUGAAGCCACAUAACGUGAUGAUUGAUCACGAGAAUCGAAAGCUGCGUCUUAUCGAUUGGGGACUUGCUGAAUUCUAUCAUCCGGGACAGGAGUAUAAUGUACGCGUCGCAUCACGUUAUUUUAAGGGCCCUGAGCUCCUGGUAGAUUAUCAAAUGUAUGAUUAUUCACUUGAUAUGUGGUCUUUGGGAUGCAUGCUUGCAUCCAUGAUUUUUCGCAAGGAGCCCUUUUUUCAUGGUCACGAUAACUAUGAUCAACUAGUGCGCAUUGCCAAGGUGCUGGGCACCGAAGAACUGUAUGCGUAUCUGGAUAAAUAUAAUAUUGAUCUAGAUCCGCGAUUUCACGAUAUUUUGCAACGUCACUCACGUAAGAGGUGGGAGCGGUUUGUUCACUCUGAUAAUCAACAUCUGGUGUCACCGGAAGCAUUAGACUUCCUUGAUAAAUUAUUACGCUAUGAUCAUGUGGACCGCCUUACGGCCCGAGAGGCAAUGGCGCACCCAUACUUUUUACCGAUCGUUAACGGUCAGGUGAAUCCAAACAGCCAGCAAUAGAGAGAGGAUUCACAUCGUGAAGUAAAAUAUGAAUAAAACCUUUACUGUCAGAGAAACAACAUCAGUAACCCCAGCGUCACCAGCAUCAGCAGCACUUAAUCAUAAUUGAACAGUCUGAAGGACAGUUGUAUGUUAUAAACCAUAUAAAUCAACAACAAAAACUAUAUGUGCGAAAGCCAAUAAGAUUAAGACCACAUUCAAUAAAAGCGCAUCGACUUGUAGUACGGAAUAAAAGUUAUACAGGCUGUUCUUAGCAGACACAUACAGAAGUCACACAGACCACACUACAAUUAGAGCAAUAGAAAUGUAAUAUUUUCUGUUGGGGAUAUUAAAAAAAUUUAUAGUUUUUGCAAUCCGAAAUUGACAAUUAAUAAGAAAA